GUUCAUAUCUCAUUAGCUGGGGACAAACACAUGCGGGUCACAUGGGUCACCAAUGAUGGAGCUUCUCCUUCUAUUGUUGAAUAUGGAACAUCCCCCGAAAAAUAUAGUGCUACAGCUCAAGGAGAAAGUACCAAGUACAGUUAUCUAUUAUAUAGUUCGGGAAAGAUACAUCACACUGUCAUUGGACCAUUGCAAGAAAAUACCACUUACUUCUAUAAAUGUGGAGGCGAAGGUCCUGAAUUCCAGCUGAAAACUCCACCGUCUAAGUUUCCAGUUACUUUUGCUGUGGCUGGUGAUUUGGGCCAGACUGGAUGGACUAAGUCAACUUUGGACCACAUAGACCAAUGCAAAUACGAUGUUCAUUUGCUUCCUGGUGACCUUUCUUAUGCUGAUUAUUUACAACAUAGGUGGGAUACAUUUGGUCAACUCGUUCAGCCGCUCGCUAGUUCUAGGCCAUGGAUGGUGACACAAGGGAAUCAUGAAAAAGAAAGCAUACCAUUUCUAAAGGAUGGGUUUGUCUCUUAUAACUCAAGGUGGAAGAUGCCAUUUGAGGAGAGUGGAUCCGCUUCAAAUUUAUACUAUUCAUUUGAUGUUGCUGGGGUUCAUUUCGUUAUGCUCGGAUCUUAUACUCCUUAUGAUGAGUACUCUGAUCAAUAUAGCUGGCUGAAGGCUGAUCUUCUAAAAGUGGAUCGUAGAAGAACACCUUGGUUAGUUGUUCUAUUCCACGUGCCAUGGUAUAAUAGUAACAGAGCCCAUCAAGGUGAAGGUGACGACAUGAUGUCAUCUAUGGAGCAUUUGCUGUAUGCUGCUGGUGUAGAUAUAGUGUUCGCUGGGCAUGUUCAUGCUUAUGAACGCACGAAACGAGUUUACAAUGGUAAAUCUGAUCGUUGUGGUGCUGUCCACAUUACAAUUGGCGAUGGAGGAAAUAGAGAAGGCUUAGCUCACUGGUACAAACAGCCCCCACCAGAAUGGUCGGUCUUCCGUGAAGCAAGCUUUGGUCAUGGUGAACUUAAGAUGGUUAAUUCAACUCAUGCCUAUUGGAGUUGGCAUAGGAACGAGGACGAUGAAUCAGUGCAAUCCGAUCAGGUUUGGCUAACCUCGUUGAUUGGCUCAGGUUGCAAUACUGGUGGAGGUAGCCAUGACAUGAGAAGGAUUCUUAUGGCCUCUUAGUCCCGACUGUCAUCCGAACUCUCUUGGUCGGAAUUACACGAUGUACACUGUGAUUUCUUUUUAAUAGUAGAUUUAAUACCCUCGACUUUUUUGGUUUUACUUCUUUAUAUUUUGAAUUUCGUUAGUAAAAAUCUUGGCUUCGCCACUAGACUUGUAGAUACAUAGGUGAUUUGUUUAUAUUAUUGUUAAAUUUCAAGCAGCAUUAGUUUUUGUAUAUGUAUUUUAUUUGAAGAAUCACUCAAUUAGUGUACUAUUUUCCACGGUGAA
Capsicum annuum is the source of this 1437-nucleotide messenger RNA. Its product is annotated as purple acid phosphatase 18. Gene Ontology annotation, molecular function: metal ion binding; acid phosphatase activity. NCBI's taxonomy places the organism in Eukaryota, Viridiplantae, Streptophyta, Magnoliopsida, Solanales, Solanaceae. The record is from RefSeq and is a predicted model, not a curated record.